Molecule: messenger RNA, 369 nt
Organism: Knipowitschia caucasica
Lineage: Eukaryota; Metazoa; Chordata; Actinopteri; Gobiiformes; Gobiidae
Source: the annotation of a GenBank genome assembly
AUGGGAGUUGUGAAUGCGCCUACACAGCCCCCGGUGGGACGUCCUGGCUCCACGCUGGUGUCUUCUGUGUUGUUGUGGAAGUGCGACAGAGACACCGUGAUGGGGACAGGAGACAAGGGGAGACUGGGGGAGACAUGUGGGGGUGGGUGGGGGGCGUUCGAAGGAGGUCCCAGGACACCUCACUGGCCUCUCCCUCUCUCGCUGACAGGCUCUGUCAGCCUGGCUCCACAGCAGACCACUACUGCCUUCCUGCCCCAGACCAGAGACGCACAUGAGAGGAGGCUGGAGUGGAUGGUGGACGGACUGGCUGGGAAUAGACACAGAUUUAGCUCACAUGCAAAUAAUCCCAAUUCAGAGAGCAUUUUUUGA